CUUAAUAACCAAAGCAGGUAGCCGGAUCACGGGGCAACAUUACAUAACACCUGCCUCAUUUAUUAGUACACCCUUUUAUUAGAGGACAGCACUCUGAUAAACGAUAGCAGCUCUGCUAUUUCUUCUUAUAAAGUGAAGAGCAGCCAUGUCAGAUUGUGCUGAAGGAACGUACAAGGACACGGAUAUGAAUUACGCACGAUUUCUUACAGCAGUGAGUGCAGCUAGGAAGCCCUCACCUAUACGAGCACUGACUGAUCUGUUAAUGAGGUCUCCACCUUCCAUGAUAUCUUUAGCGGGGGGGAUUCCAAAUCCAAAUACAUUCCCAUUCAAAGCUGCCAGCAUAACAUUGGAUGAUGGCACAGCCAUAGAGAUUGGAGAGAGUUUGAUGAAGAAAGCUCUACAGUACUCUGCAACAGCUGGAAUUCCUGAAUUAGUCUCCUGGUUGAAAGAUUUACAGAAGAAAAUGCACAAUCCGCCUACACUUAGUUAUAGCCCUGAGAAAGGUCAGAUGGAGCUGUGCGUCACCUCUGGAAGUCAGGAGGGCCUGUCCAAAGUAUUUGAAAUGCUUGUGAACCCUGGAGACAAUGUCUUAUUGGAUACACCGACCUAUUCAGGAACUAUAGCUGCCGUAAGACCUUUGGGUUGCAAUCUCAUUGGUGUCCCCACUGACCAACACGGUAUUAUUCCUACGGCUCUUAAGGAAGUUCUUUCUAGAUGGCGACCAGAGGAUGCUACUAAUCCUGAAAAGAAUAACCCAAAAGUUCUAUAUACCAUACCAAAUGGAGGUAAUCCUACUGGGGCCUCCCUGACUGAAGAGCGCAAAAUAGAAAUAUACCAGAUUGCACGGGAGUAUGAUUUAAUUAUUGUGGAGGACGAUCCCUAUUAUUUUCUCCAGUUCAACAAGCCUUGGGCUCCAUCUUUCCUCUCAAUGGAUGUUGAUGGGCGCGUUAUCAGAGCAGACUCUAUGUCUAAAGUCCUUUCUUCCGGAUUAAGGAUUGGCUUUUUAACAGGUCCCAAACCACUCAUCGAAAGGAUUAUACUGCACAUGCAGGUCUCUACCUUACAAACAAGUACCUUCACUCAGAUUCUAACAUAUCAGCUGCUUCAAAAGUGGGGUGUAGAAGGCUUCCUGGAACAUAUUGAUAGUGUAAUAGACUUCUACAGAUCACAGAAGGAUGCCAUACUCACUUCUGCAGAUAAGUGGCUAACAGGUUUGGCUGAGUGGCACAGUCCUUCCGCUGGCAUGUUCCUGUGGAUGAAGAUCAAGGGAGUCCCUGAUACUCAUCAAAUGAUCAUGCAAAAAGCAUUAAGUAACCAGGUUCUUUUAGUUCCUGGUUCUGCGUUCAGUACUGACAGUUCAGAGCCCAGCCCUUAUGUGAGAGCUUCUUUCUCUUUGUCUUCUCCAGAACAAAUAGACCUGGGACUUCAAAGACUGUCAUCACUUAUCAUUGCAGAAAGAAAAUGAAUGCUGCUGGAGAGAUAAAUUAGGGACAUGUUACAUAAUGGCUCUUUUACAAAUCGGUGUUCCAAUAUUGGUACUUUUUACACCCCCUUAAAAUCAUUGUGCCCACAUUUGAUAUUUCAUAGAGAAAGAUUUGCUAUAAAACAUAAUAAAAAUAAUGUAGGCAUUGAAAAGCCCAUAUAGAGAAAGAAAGAAACUAAACCUUUUAACUUUCAAAAGUCAUUCUAAUGUACAUUUUUCUCCACUGGCCUACGUUCAGGUUCUCGCUGUGCUGUUAUGGUUUAAUGUGGUUUGUAAUUUGUGCAGGACUCAGUACAAAGUGGGGUAACAGGUUCCUAGGUUCUCCUUGUGGAACAGAUUUUAUGAUACAGUACCAGAAUCUAGGGGCCGUUCUCAUGCUGCUUACAAUAAGUAUCAAAGGACCACAAGUUGGACACCAAGGUUUUAAAGUUUGCAAAAUGAACCUGUACGCAAUGCUAAGCUGGUCAACUGCCAUUUACAGUGAGAAUCUGGCAGCCCCAGGGGGUGUAUUAAGCGAUUAAUCGCCUGUGCUAGUUAAAUGUUUUUUUUUUUUUUAGAUUUAAAGAUUUAGAUUUAAAGGUGAUGCUUAAUAUCAGAAUUAAUAUAAUUAGUAUAAUAACAUUUGUUUUUUGUUGUUUUUCCUAGUCGUACAGAACAAUUGUACGUGUAGCAAAUUUGCUGUCAAUUUCUUCUAUAAAUCUACCCCUAGGUGUCUUCAAGCAUAUUUAGCUUUUUCUUAAAACACCCAGGAGACUAUAAUAAGCCUAUAUGAAAUACAUGAUCUGCAUUGUAGAUUGUCAUACUCAGUCCUGCAGCCCAACAUUUUAAAUGAUUUAUUAUCUGAAUUUUCGGUGUUCUCUGCGUGCCCUAAGGCAAAGCUAAACCUGCCCAUAAGCACCUGGAUUUGCCUGCUGAUGCACAUGUGACGUUUUAUGAGGUUUGAUACUAAUACAGUCACAUAUGAAAAAUGUU
This is a messenger RNA of Rana temporaria (common frog), 2455 nucleotides long. RefSeq names its product aminoadipate aminotransferase (gene AADAT). Gene Ontology annotation, molecular function: pyridoxal phosphate binding; L-kynurenine:2-oxoglutarate transaminase activity. Gene Ontology annotation, biological process: biosynthetic process. The coding region runs from base 146 to 1465 and encodes 439 amino acids. NCBI's taxonomy places the organism in Eukaryota, Metazoa, Chordata, Amphibia, Anura, Ranidae. The transcript is spliced from 14 exons. The record is from RefSeq and is a predicted model, not a curated record.